GCUGAAGAAUCGAGCAACCUGAUCGAGUCGAGUCUCUCCCUCUCCCUCUCCCUCUCCACACCGACUGCGUGCCUUCUCGGAAGCCGCCGGCCCGCUCAGCGCCGGCGCUUCUGACCACCGGAGGCGGGAGCCGGCGGCCGUCCCUACCGACCGGAGAUCUGCGUUCGCCCUCCCCCCACCCUGCGCGUGGUUACAGAUGAAUCAGGCUGAGGUUUCUGGUUUGUUAUGUGUUGGAUUGCAUCAAACGAAUGCGGGUGACGAAUUGUAUGCAACUGAAUGUCUAAAAAUGAACCAGGACUCUUCACAUGAAACAGUCAAGUUGGGUGUAGUCAUGCCAGCUUCAACAAUGCAAAAUGAUGAUAACAAUGCUAAUGCAUGCCUAGAUGAUUACCAACAUACAAGGAUGAUAGCAGGAAUUCAACCUAUGGAGGAAGAUGGUUUUGGCAGUACACAACCCUUUGAGCUGCAAUCACAAGGGAUAAUACCUGAUUCUGAGGAAGAAAGCUUGGCAUCUAGCCCUGAAACUUCUUCAACCUCCAAUUAUGAUAUACCUGGUUUAGCUGAGCAAAAUUUGGAGCAUAUUUACAACGUUAUAGGUGAAAUGGUUGAUAAAGAAGGGCCAGUUGUACUUAAUCCAGAAUAUGUGAUGUGUGGCACAACUUCGCAUGUGGAACCACACAUAACUUUCUCAUCGGAUGGAUUCAAGAUUGAAUAUUGGGAUCCUUGUGAAAAUGAUGAGACAGUUGCUCAAUAUUGGAAAAUUUCUGAUAUCACUUCUAUCGAUUGUAAAUGGGCGCAGAGUGUUGGAUCUGCCUUGAUAACCCUCCAUGUUGGAUCAGGCACAGAAACUGGAAAUUCUGGCCAUGAUAGAAUACAGUUCUGUCUUAUUGAUAUGCAGUGGCCAAGGAAACAGCAAAACAUUUGGCAUCUUGCAUCGAGAUACCAAGAAAUAUGGAACAAUAUUCCACUAGAUAAUUUUGCGUCGGAGAAUUGGAACAUUGAACCCAGUUUAUUUUUCCCUAAGCAAUACUUUUCUGAUACUGAGGACUUUGAAGAUGUUAUCUAUCCUAAAGGAGAUCACGAUGCUGUUUCCAUUAGCAAAAGAGAUGUUGAGCUGUUGUUACCUGAAACAUUUGUGAACGAUACAAUAAUUGACUUUUAUAUCAAGCACUUGAGCACAAGAAUUGAACCCACAGAGAAGCACAGGUAUCACUUCUUUAACAGCUUCUUUUUUCGCAAGCUGGCUGACCUUGACAAAGAUCAAGGGAGAGCUCCAGAAGGUAGAGCAGCUUUCUUACGUGUUCGCAAGUGGACCCGUAAAAUAAACAUAUUUGCAAAGGAGUUUCUGUUUAUUCCAGUUAACUUCAACUUGCAUUGGAGCUUAAUUGUUAUUUGUUAUCCUGGAGAAGUGGAGACAUUUAAAGAUGGUGACACAAAUAUCUCUGCAAAAAUUCCAUGUAUACUACAUAUGGACUCUCUUAAGGGAAGUCAUAGUGGACUGAAGGACAUCAUCCAAAGUUAUUUAUGGGAGGAAUGGAAGGAAAGGCAUCCUGAACCAGCAUCAAAUUGUUCAGACAAGUUCUUAAACUUGAGGUUUAUCUCCCUCGAGCUCCCUCAGCAGGAUAAUUCAUUUGAUUGUGGCUUGUUCUUACUGCAUUACGUGGAACUAUUUUUGAUGGAUACCCCGAGAAGCUUCAAUCCUUUGAAGAUUGACUUGUUCUCUAACUUUCUUAGCAAUGAUUGGUUUCCACCUGCUGAGGCUUCUUUGAAGCGUUCAUUGAUUCGGAAGUUAAUUCAUGAGCUGUUGAAAGAGCCUUCCCAAGAUUUUCCCAAACUAGUCUGCUAUAGUGAGCAGCUGGAUAAGACACAUCAAAGGAGUGAGAAUGCUGAGCAAGAACAACCUAAAGAGCUCCCUGCUCAGAUGUGCUCUGAUGGUGAACCUAAUUCUGUUUGCACAAUUCUUGGAGCACAGCAACAAUCCACAUCCACCUGUUUCAAUGAUUCUGAUGAAAAGGGGCCACCUGUUUCUGGAUGCAUUUCAGAGAUCGCAAAGGAUUCAACGGUAGCUGUACACAACCUACAUAAGUUGGAGGUAUGUUCACCAAACAAGGAUACCAUCGUUUGCUUGUCAACCCAUGAUGAGAGAAAUGAGCCACCGCCUGCCGAUUCUUACAAUCUUGAUUUGAGAUCAUGUGUCUCAGAAGACGCUGAAGCAUUCAAGGAAUCAGCUGGUGUUGUGAAAGAACAGUAUAGUCAUAAGGAACCUUUGCUAGAUUCCCUGGACAAUAAACAGGGUAUUUCUACUGAAUCUGAAGCUGCGGUGCAUGACAGUAUGGACUCCAAGUUAUGUUCAGUCUCCAAUAAUGCUGUCUCAAUGGCUAUUGAGGAAUGUUCUUUAGGUAAAAGCACUGAUGGAAAUGAGGAGCACAAUCGAUCCUGUGAAGAUAUUAUAGAAUCUGCGUUGAUGCUUGAUGGCAGCAAAGCUGACACUGAGCUUAACCCAGAAAGAAUUACAGGUGAAGCUGAUGUUGAGAAAUGUGAUGAUUUCAAGGACAUAGAUGCUACUGAGCAAUCUUUAGACGAGAAUAUAGUUGAAGCUGGGGACAUUAAAUGUGAAGAUAAUAUUGUGGACCAUAUCAUUGUAGAAGAUGCUACUCUAUAUAAUGCAAAUGAAACUAGCUCAACUGCUGAUAAGAUCAAUGAUAAUGACCAGAAUGUUUCAUCUGAAUUGAAAGAAGGAAACAAAGGCAAUGGUAUGACCAGUUCAAUUUCCUGUGAGAUGGAAGAGAGAAAUAUUGACAAUGGAACAGUUGAAACUUGUACAGAUGGCCAGGAAACUCAUAAUAACUCUGUAACAGGUGAGACAGUUCCUUGUGAAGACAAUACGACUGGCAUAACUGAUGUUGAGAUGCCACACAAAGAUAGCACCUGCAGCAUGAAGAGUGAAACUAUUUGUGAUAACAAAACAUCUGAUGCCAAAAGACCUCUGCCUGAUAGCACCGAUAAGGAAGAUAUACCUGAUGACAAUUGCUUGCAGAAAGAUGAUUCCCGGGGUGCUGAUGCAAAAACAGAGCGGCACUACAAGCGACGGAAGUUUCUGGCAUCUGAAGCAUUAGAUUAGAGCUUUAUCUGCGUAGGUGAUAGUUUUUGCUUGUGUUAUAUGUAUUCAUAUUUAUUUCCUUUACGCAAUAUAUCCUGGUGUUUGAUAGGUGACAUCCAUGAAAUCUGUAAGUUAAUGGAUAGACGAACUAUAUGAAACCUUGAUAGUAGCUGCCUGACU
Messenger RNA from Oryza brachyantha (malo sina), 3280 nucleotides. RefSeq lists its product as uncharacterized. The coding region runs from base 197 to 3121 and encodes 974 amino acids. Gene Ontology annotation, biological process: proteolysis. NCBI's taxonomy places the organism in Eukaryota, Viridiplantae, Streptophyta, Magnoliopsida, Poales, Poaceae. Gene Ontology annotation, molecular function: cysteine-type peptidase activity. The transcript has 16 exons. The record is from RefSeq and is a predicted model, not a curated record.